Molecule: messenger RNA, 736 nt
Organism: Paraphaeosphaeria sporulosa
Lineage: Eukaryota; Fungi; Ascomycota; Dothideomycetes; Pleosporales; Didymosphaeriaceae
Exons: 3
Coding region: 152-610 (152 amino acids)
Source: RefSeq, a predicted model, not a curated record
CCACAACGAAGGUUCCACCGGCGGUUCCGCGUAUGAGGGACGAGAGAAGGUUUUCCGGGAUUAGAUCACCUCCCGCGAGGAUACCACAUGCCUUCUUGAGAACUCGAUUGGUGAGCAUUGGCGCUCGUCAAGCUUGCGGUUUCAAUUGACGAUGAGCACCAAAUCAUUGCAGUUCGCCAGCGAGGUCGUCAGCGAGGCCCAGCGUGAUCGUGAACAUAGUCUGAGGACAUUCCAAGUGCGCAGGCCCACGAAUUUCUGUCGACUCUCCAUUGCCUUUGCAGCUGAGGCUGCUCUGCCGUUCAUGCCCAGGCUUGACAUUUCUUGGAGGCAGUGUGCGAAACGAAAUACAUUUCCGGUGCUCAGUGGAGUCGCAAGGUCCGCGAUGCGAAGUACUCGUUCUUCUGUUCGCGGAGUCCGUGAAACAACUUCAAGCGGGGCGGGGCGCAAGGCUGCUGAUAUGUCAUGCCCACGCUGCUGGAGAUUUGAAAAGAUUAUCCCGUACAAAGAUAGACUGUCAAAGGGCGCAGUAGGCGAUGAUGACGAGUAUAACCUUGGUGGUUUUUGUUGCAUUAUGGUGACAAUCCACCCGGACUUGGAUGCCAAUACCUGACGAUCGUAUGCAAUCCGAGCUAACCACACUGGUGACUCAUGGAAGUGCAUAUUCUUUUCAGGGCGGUAACUUUGGGCGAUAAUCAAUAAUCGGGCGCGCCGGAUUUCAAUGAAGCGGAGAGGGCGA